This is a messenger RNA of Pseudomassariella vexata, 1518 nucleotides long. RefSeq names its product carboxymethylenebutenolidase. NCBI's taxonomy places the organism in Eukaryota, Fungi, Ascomycota, Sordariomycetes, Amphisphaeriales, Pseudomassariaceae. The annotation marks the transcript as partial. Gene Ontology annotation, biological process: polyketide metabolic process. The transcript has 3 exons. The record is from RefSeq and is a predicted model, not a curated record.
GGUAUUUCGACGGCUCACGUCAAGUUUCUCAUAACCAAAACCAAUUACUUGCAAAAAGCAGAUUUAUAUUAUUACCAAAUCCUGAGAUUUCAGUAUUGAAGCAUAAUUUUGACCGCUAUUCAUUCAUCUUUUGUCGAUUAUGGCGCACCCGCUACCCUCCGCCAAGCCCGAGAGGUUGACCCCGACCCUGACGAUCCAUGCCCCGCUCUCCCGGCAUGGGAAUGGGCCUGGCAUCGUGAUUGUCACUUUACGCAAUAGUGCGCGAGAGACAUGCCACAAUGAGACACUAGACCCUGAACCGCUGCAGAAAUGGGCAGAAGAGGGAUUUACCGUUGCUCGCCUGGAAUUAGCUGAGGGGACCAGCAAUCUUCGGAUCCGAGAUGAGUUGGGCGAGGCGACGGAGGCAUUGACGAUGCAUGAGAAGUGUACCAACCAGUCUGCUUACGGCUUAAUUGUGCACUUUACCACGGCAUUCCCGGAACUCACUGAGGCAAUCGACGGCAACGGUGAGAUCAAGGCAGUCGUCUCCUUCGGCGCUCUCCCCGCGCCAUGCGCCAAACCACAUUUAUACCACCUUGCCGAGAAAGGUUCCAAGUCCACGGCAGAAAAUGAAAUCAUCUACCGGUACCCCGAAGCCAAGUCACCCGCCUUCGUGCUACCAGAUCAUCCAGACUUCGCCCCGGCGUCCGCGGCCGUGGCGCAUUCACGUUGUCUCGAGUUCGUGAAAAAGCACCUCGGAGGCCCGUGGUUCGACCUCGAGGCCAUCUGGGAGGAGCACACGUUCUUCGAGUUUGGCGAGCGCUCCGUGGAGAAAACGAUGGCGACCAUGGUGCAGGAGCCGUACGUGAAUCACAUCACCACGAUCACGGGGGGUAUUGGACGGGAGAAACUGUCGGCGUUUUACCGGGAUCAUUUCGUGUUUAAUAAUCCCGAGGACACGGAAUUGCAGCUGGUUAGCCGCACAGUCGGGAUUGAUCGGGUCGUGGAUGAGUUUGUUUUCUGCUUGACGCAUACCAAGAUGGUGGAUUGGCUUGCACCGGGAGUGCCACCGACGGGGAAGCCGCUUCGUAUCCCGAUGACUGCAAUUGUCAAUAUCCGGGGUGACAGGCUGUACCACGAACACAUAUCGUGGGAUCAAGUCACAGUGCUCUUACAGCUGGGACUGAUGCCGGAAUAUCUUCACUUCCCGUAUGCCUUGGAGGACGGCAGAAAGCCUGCGGCGGGAAAAAAGUUUGAGUAUCGUGUUCCUGGUGCUGGUCUGGAGACUGCAGAGAAGCUGGUGGAUGAGAGUGCUGUUCUGUCAAACCAAAUGUUCGAGUUUUCUACGAGGGAGGUUGACGAGUGAUUACUCGGCCCACGGAUGCCUUGGAUUGGACAUAAUGGCCGGUUUCCGGUACGUGUGAAGGGUUUAUAUCAUAUUUCCAAGUGCUUUAUUGCUCCAGGUUUGCAGUCCAACGAGACAGCACUCUGUCUUGUAACAAGAUACGUGCACUCUCAAAUACGAUACUAUAUCAGGUG